AUGGUGGUUUGCAAGUUUUUCCUGCAGGGUAAUUGCAGAUAUGGCAACAAUUGCAGAAAUGAUCACCCAGGGAGCGGAUUCGCGAAUCAAAAUAGGUUCGGGGCUUUGAGUGGCGGUGGUGCAAAUCGACCUGGAGGGCCCGGUAACAAUCGUCGACAAGAUUCCUGGCGCGUGAAUAGUGCCGAUGUGAGAACUGACUUGUCCCCUGAUAAGGCCCGACCAAAAUGGAUCUUAUCCUCCUAUGGGCCCAGCGCAGAUUGCCCGGCUUCACUCCUCGAGAGCAAUGAGUAUAGCCCGGAAGAAGUGCGCGUUCGGUUCUACGAACAUGCGACCUUAGGCAAGCAAGCUGAAGCCGAUCAAGAAGCGAUUGCGCUUUGGAAUAAAGCAGAGCAGGACAUGAAGCAGAUUGUCAACAAUGCUGAAGACGUGACCAAAUUUAUGGAAGAUGCAGCUAAGAAACAUCCGAACAGAUACGACAUUGUCGAAAAGAUCGGCUCAAAUUCGCGGGACGAUGGCAACAAGCCCGCCUCAAAUACCUCAAUAGGUAGCCCUUUUGGCCAGAACUCUUCCGCCAAUCCAUUUUCAAAACCAGCUGCCACCUCAUUUGGGACCCCAAGCCAGCCUGGAGGAUUCGGAAGUCCUUCAACAUUUGGAAAGCCUGCAUUCGGACAGACCGGCUUCGGGAACUCUGGAGGAGGAUUUGGCCAGCCUUCUUCGACCGCAUCUUUUGGAAAGCCUACGUUUGGCAGUUCCGGCUUUGGGCAGCCAGCAUUUGGUCAGGCAGCUCAGGCAUCAUCUCCUCUGUCUCAGCCUUCACAACCCACAGGCUCAUUCGGGCAGCCGUCCCAACCUUCUUCGACUUUUGCACAGCCGUCUCAGCCCUCAGGCUUUGGACAACCAGCGUUCGGCUCAUCUGGCUUCGGUGCCAACGCUUCUAAGAACCCAUUCGCUCCAGCAUCUGCUUCAGGUGGGUUUGGUCAGUCCUCGACGGCAUUUGGUCAGGCGUCCCAGCCAGCUGCCGCCUUCGGACAACCCAGCCAGCCUUCGGGUGCAUUUGGACAAACGUCGCAGCAAAGUUCAGGGUUCGGACAAGCGUCUUCGUUCGGGAAACCUGCUUUUGGACAGGCAGCUACAGCCUUCGGGCAACCCUCGCAGUCAACCUCGGGCUUCGGACAGACCACGCAAUCCAGCUCCAGCCCAUCUCCGUUCAGUCAACCUGCCAAUACUUCUUCCAGUUUCGGUCAACCCUCACAGCCAACGGCGUCGGGCUUUGGGCAGCCUUCCUUUGGCACAACGACGACUUCAUCGUUUGGGCAACCAAGUGCUCCGGCAAACCCGUUCGGGGCUAAGGCUGCAGAAGAGCGGGUCAAAGAUGAAAACAUGGAGACAACAUCUUCUGCGGGGACGAUGCCGGUCUCUCGUGCCAAUCCCUUCGCAACGCCCUCUACUCAGCCUCCGGUACCUGUACCAGCUUCAGCACCUGUUAAGCCGAUCGUCAACACAUCCUCCACGGCACAUCCUCUGAUCGGGCGGCCUCCACAUGCGACACAUUAUACGCAGAGCCUGCCACCUCAACCCCCACAGAAGAAUGGGUCGAAUCAACUGAGCACAUACAGAGGACAACGUGUGGAAUAUUUCAAUGGUACACCAUGUUACAACCGACCAGACGGCAAGGGGUGGGAGAAGAUUUGGUUCCCCGAUGCUGGAGCUACUGCAGAUGUCGUGGUAUUGAACCUCGAAAACAGAAAGUACGAUACGCAAGGCAAGGACGACGAAUACACAAACGAGAUUCAAGAGCAGUAUAAGUAUCUUUUUGAGGAGGGUCGGUUUAAGGAUGGACAGAUCCCGUUAGUCCCACCCAUGCGAGAAUGGGAUGUGUACGAUUUCUAG
This is a messenger RNA of Exophiala spinifera, 1890 nucleotides long. RefSeq lists its product as uncharacterized. The record is from RefSeq and is a predicted model, not a curated record. The coding region runs from base 1 to 1890 and encodes 629 amino acids. The transcript has 3 exons. Gene Ontology annotation, molecular function: metal ion binding. NCBI's taxonomy places the organism in Eukaryota, Fungi, Ascomycota, Eurotiomycetes, Chaetothyriales, Herpotrichiellaceae.